UACUAUUGACAGUAGCACGUACAGUGGCUUGGAAAUAACCUAAAGCCGUGGUACCAACACGCUUGCAACUCACCAACUCUUUUAAGAUUUAUAUUGGCAAAUGUAUUUAGAUAAGGCUCAACGCGAAGUGGCUCUUAGCAUUUUUGUGCAUAUAUUGUCUAGCGAAUGACAGCUUGAACUCCAAGUCUGCGUCGUGACAUCUUUGCUUUURAUAUUAGUKCAUGGGCUCACGAAUAACAAGUCAACCGCGAAAGCUUAAACUAUACCAUGACYAAGYCAAUGGAUCGAGCAAGCAGUAACGACACCAGUAAUUAUGAGCACCAUUUUGUCUCACACGAUUUGUAUCGACAGAACCUAUUCAGACAGCUGAACGAGAUACGAAAAAGCGAACACUUGUGCGAUGUUGUCAUUACCACAGACAAUGGAACUCAACGAUUUGCUGCUCAUCGUGUCGUUCUCUCAGCCGCAAGUCGUUAUUUUCACAAACUGUACGUUGGAACUGCUCUUGCAAGGUACUCCCGGGAGACUAUUCUAAGCGGAAUCUGUGAAGGUCUCUUGGGGAAYCUACUAAGCUAUAUUUAUACAUCCGAGAUUUGCAUCAAUGGYGAAAAUGURAGGGCUAUUCUMCAUGCUGCAUCUAGUUUAGGAAUGGAUUUAUUGAAACUGGAAUGUGAACAAUAYCUCGAAAAGCAUUUACAUUUUGGGAAUUGCAUUGAGAUGAUGKCUUUAGCUYUGAAUUAUUCCUGUGGAUCACUUYUACARAAGUCAAAACGUUGYGUCUGUGAACAUUUUUUAAAACUUUCUACCACUCAACCAUUUCAUAGAAUACCUGCUGACCAGCUGAAUAUUAUUCUCGCGGACGACGAUUUAAAUAUCACCAAAGAGGAAGAGGUCUAUGAAGCGCUGAUUGGUUGGAUUCGGUAUGAUUUUGAGAGGAGAAAAGAUGCGUUUGACAAACUACUAGGCAAUGUUCGUUUAGCGUGUCUUAGUAGAAGAUACCUUGUGGGUACUGUUGAAAGAGAACCGCUAGUGGUAAAUUCUGAAAAAUCAAAGCGUUCYGURACUGAAGCUUUAAAUUUGAAAACCAUUGAAAAACGAGUYCCUCAGAAUGUGUUAGACAAUAAAAGAAAACGAAGAUGGAGGACAUAYCUAAUGGAAGCAAUCCUAAUAGUAGGUGGAAUGAUGGAAGACGCAGUAUCUGGAAAGUGCACWAAUUGUUACAAUCCCCAGACUGGUAAAUGGUAUUCUCUGGCAAAAGUAAGGGAUGAUAGAUUGAACUUUGGUAUGGCGCAACUAGGGUAUUGGACUGUCGCUGUAGGCGGAUGUUCUGCCAAAGAGAAUUUACACGUUGUAUCAAACGCUGAGAAGUUUGACCCAAAGUUUAAUUCAUGGACAAGAAUUGCAAAUAUGAACCAAGCUCGUUUCAAAUGUGAAGCAGCCGAAGUCAACGGACAGGUGUAUGUCCUUGGUGGGAUUGGAGGAUUAGAUUCUCUAGGAGGACUUUCGGCCAUGGAACGCUACGACCACGGGACAGACACGUGGACUCUCAAACCCGGGCCUCGUCAAAUACGUCAUACACAUUGCACUGCAGUGCUUAAUGGUUGCAUUUACGUCAUUGGUGGUCUAUCGCGAUCCAAUUCAGUUCUAAGGACAGUAGAGCGUUAUGACCCAGAAAGCGACCAAUGGAAUACCGUAGCAGCACUAAACACUCCACGAAGCGGAGCAUGCGCAGUCGCGUUUGCAGGGAAGAUUUACAUCAUGGGAGGAGCGUCCCACAAGGGUUUGGCAUUGAACACUUGCGAGGUUUACCAUGCCAGUCAAGACAAAUGGUUUUUCUUUAAAGACAUGAAUGUCMGACGUGAUCGUGCCGAUGCAGCGGCAUACGGAAGGAAAAUYUACGUCUUCGGAGGAUCCUACGGAAACGURGUCGUAGACUCCGUAGAAUGCUAUGACCCAGCAAAUAUGAAAUGGAAAAUUGUCUCUUACCUUCCUCAUCCUCGGCAUGGGUUUCGAUGUUGUACUGGUGUUGUGAAUAGAGACUUGAUCCUGGAGGUCCAAGCAGGACAGCCUGUUGAUACAUCGGAACAACUUAUUUAGUCAAAUUUUGGAGGAACGUGUAGAUUGAAUAUAUAAAAUGAAUAAAGAGACUUAUAAAUAAACUUAGAAGUUUGGGGAUCAAGCAUGUAGGUUGUGGGAUCUCUUUGGGUUCAGGCUCCAGGUGAGGGAGCCUUGUUUCCCCCCUACUCCACCCUCCCUUAUCUUUGGAUUCGGUAUAUGCUGAGUAGCGGCCCUAAGGGAGGGCUUGGGUGGAGGAGCUACACCCUCCCCUAUAGAGCCGCUCGAGGUUAGGUUCGAUAAACUAAAGCGUAUACAUGCGGAUAAGAUAUGUAGUGAUAAGUGGGUGCUUGGGUU
Molecule: messenger RNA, 2412 nt
Organism: Exaiptasia diaphana
Lineage: Eukaryota; Metazoa; Cnidaria; Anthozoa; Actiniaria; Aiptasiidae
Product: kelch-like protein 3
Exons: 5
Coding region: 268-2097 (609 amino acids)
Molecular function (GO): protein binding
Source: RefSeq, a predicted model, not a curated record